Molecule: messenger RNA, 5395 nt
Organism: Odontomachus brunneus
Lineage: Eukaryota; Metazoa; Arthropoda; Insecta; Hymenoptera; Formicidae
Product: sodium- and chloride-dependent GABA transporter 1-like
Exons: 10
Coding region: 1-1956 (651 amino acids)
Biological process (GO): sodium ion transmembrane transport
Cellular component (GO): membrane
Source: RefSeq, a predicted model, not a curated record
AUGGCGGAAAAAAUGUACUACUGGGGUGAGGAGAAGGAUCAGGUCGAUCCCGACCAGACCUUCAUAGAGUUCAAGGCCAAAUCGGUGGGGGCGGAAAAGAGACGUGAGGCUUCCCGUUCUGUGCCGAAGAUGACGGUGUCCUCGCCACAGGGAAAAAUGACUGAGAUCACCGGAAACCGAGAGGAGGAUGCUGAGCGCGGUGGUUGGGGCAAUAAACUCGACUUUCUGUUCUCUUGCAUAAGUGUUUCCGUAGGCUUGGGAAAUGUUUGGCGGUUCCCUUACCUCUGUUACAAAAACGGCGGCGGUGCUUUCCUGAUCACUUAUGGCAUCGCUAUGCUAUUCUGCGGAAUCCCUAUAUUUUUUCAAGAAGUCGCUAUCGGACAAUAUCUCGGAGCUGGUGGAAUGUCGUUAGUGGGACAACUGUGUCCUCUCUUGCAAGGUGUGGGAUAUGCCACGAUGACCAUUGUAUUCUUCCUCGACGUGUACUAUUGCAUAAUUAUUUCUUGGACACUUUUCUACCUCAUAAGCACGUUUGUGAAUUUACCCGGAGUACCUUGGAGUGGAUGUCAUAAUUGGUGGAACACAGAAGAUUGUUUCGACGCGACUCAAGGGAGCAAAAGUAUACAAGGAAGAACGAACUGCACGAUUUUUAUCGGAAAUAAUACCUGCCAUCAUACCACGCCAGUGGAAGAGUAUUGGGAGCAACGAGUUCUCGGAAUUACAUCCGGCAUUGAGAGUAUCGGCAAUAUUCAAUUGGAGCUACUCGGUUGCCUGAUUGUCGGCUGGCUGCUCGUUUACUUUAUCAUCCGGCGCGGUCUUCAUCAGAGCGGUAAGAUCAUCUGGUUUUCAGCCUUGUUCCCGUACGUGGUGCUUUUCAUUCUUUUGGGAAGAGCGGUGACGUUGGAGGGUUCCUACGAGGGUUUGCUUUACUACGUGACGCCGCGAUGGGAGGAAUUGCUCACGCCCGGGCCAUGGAUAGACGGCGCUACCCAGAUCUUUUUCGCCUACAGUAUCGGCACCGGCGCCUUGCCCGCCUUGGGCUCUUACAACAAGUUUCAUCACAAUUGUUACAGAGACGCAAUAAUCACUUGCGUAGUCAACACCCUGACGUGUCUUCUGGCCGGUUGCGUAACCUUUUCGAUACUGGGUCACAUCGCCCAGGAACAACAAACGCAGGUGUCCGAGGUCGUCAAGAGCGGACCUGGUCUCGUGUUCCUUACGUAUCCCGAGGUCGUUCUCAAGCUACCCGGUGCUUCCUUGUGGGCCAUUAUAUUCUUCAUUAUGCUGCUCAUACUCGGUAUCGACAGUGAAUUUUGCAUCGUGGAGUCUUUCAUAACGGGUAUGGUCGACUACUGGCCGGACAAACUUCGCCCUCACAGAGUCAAGUUCACGAUAGCUAUUUGCCUGAUAAUGUUCGCCCUGGGAAUCCCAAUGGUCACGAACGGUGGAAUCUACAUUUUCCAACUGAUGGACUUCUACUCCGCGAGUGGAAUGUCCAUUUUGUGGGUGUGCUUCUUUCAAACGAUUGCGAUCUCAUGGAUCUUUGGAGCACAGAAAUUCUGCGAUUGCGUGCAUCAGAUGAUGGGAAUUCGAUUGAACAAAUUCUGGUACAUAUGCUGGGUCCUACUCGCGCCGAUUAUCAUGGCUUUUAUCUUCGUAUUCCAAUGUGUGCAAUAUAAACCGCUCAAGUAUGGCAGUGAUUACGAGUAUCCGACGUGGGCAGAAAUAGUCGGUGUGUGCUUGAGUCUCUCAUCUAUGAUCUGGAUACCGGUGUAUGCGAUAUAUUACGUAAUAGUCACACCAGGAUCGAUUAAGGAGAACAUCUUAAAGGGUUUACAGCCUAACAUAAAAUCGCACGCAAAACUACCGAAAGGCGAGAAGUCGGCCGUGAUACCAAUGUCAGAAAGCAGUGCAGGUUUAAUCACGAAAAAUAACAGUUUCUUAAGUCAAACAUGAUUGGCGCUAGCGAUCACUUUUAACUCAUGUUAGGUUACAUUUAUCUUAAAAAUAAUAUUUAUAGUAAGAUAAAUAUAUAUAUAAAUAUAUAUAAAAGUGAGUCCAGCGCACGUGACUGGUUCAAUAGUAAUUUGUGUCAAAGCGGACGCGUGUCAAAUGUCGAAUUCAGUUUCCAUCGUCUCGUAUGUUCAGUUCCGCAGCGAUCAUCACACUAUUAUUUAUUUAACGAUAAGUCGUAUAGUAUAACGUUUAUUUAAUGACAUGUUCCCGGUAAGAAUACCAGAUAUGCUCCCUAAUUCUUUAACGGCUGGCAUUGGUCGUGAUAUUCCGAUAUUGGGACAAUUUCGAAAGUUCUGUCUUGUUAAAGAAACUCUUUUAAAGUUUUCUCUCUUUUAGACGCAUUGUUAAUUUUACCACAACCACGUAACGAUUCGCAACGUCGGAGUUAUUAUAUUAUCUCGCAGAUGGCGUUUGAGAUUUCAUCAUCCGAAUUUUAAUUAGCACACAACAAUCCGCGCCAGCUGUUAGGGAUUUAGGGCAGAGAAUUUUGGCUGAGAAAAUUACUUGGGGAAUCGCGAUUCGAUGAUUCGUAUGCGUUGACCAAGUCGAUAAGAUACUCAGUAAAAAGCGUAAUAAGUAUAGGAAGCGGAACGACGGAGCGAAGAGAGGGAGAGAGUGGUGGACGCGGAGAGAAUGUACUUUAGAAAUAAUAAUAGUGUAUCGCGCUAGUAUUCAGAUAACUAUUUAUGCGGACAAUUUGAAAGAAGUAUAUUUUUAUAUCGCGAUCAUGUCGCGAUAAUUGAUAUGAAUUUUUAACGGAGAGAUUGUUUGGUUGAUGAUUCGACUGGUUUAAUUCACGUUGACGAAGACCUCAAGUUCUCGCGUUCAGAGGGAUCGCGCGCGAGCUUUUGGGGAAAACGAAUAGAAAUUUACAUUCUCUCUCCUGGGGCUUGCAUCUACUCCAAGUAGUGGUGCAACUCGCGAGCUGUUCGAAAGCUUUCCCCGGCGGAGCGCAUCGAGGGAUUCGCAGCAGCUCUACGAAGUAACAUAGAAACAUAGCGCGUAGAAUAAGUACGGAUAUACUGGCAGUUACUAAAAUAUACUCAAUACAUACCGAAGUACAAGUAAAACGAGGUAAAAGUCUAAUUUUUGCUACUCGCGUUCGAAUGUCGAAGUGACUCGAUGCGUUCGUCGGGACGAGACGAAUCUCCGAUUUCAACCAGUCGCAAUGAUCAACUGGACCACGUAGCAGGAAAUACGAGAUAUUUCUAUUGACAAAGCAGUUUUGCAGUUCGCGCACUGCAUUCGACUCUUCGACAGCACAAAUUUUUCAGGAUCCUUCUUUUCUUUCCUAUGCGUCCCACAUUUAUAAAACGCGAAUUAUAUCAGCGCGAGACGCGAGUAUGAUGGCGUGUUUAUGAUGUGAUGUGAACGCACGGUUAACAAAGCGAUGUAUAAUUUUCACCGUUAUUGACUCGGCCGAAAUUUCAGUUUACAUUCGAGACACUCGAUUUCAUAAUGCCACUAAUUUAGCAUCGUUCCAGUUUUACGGACAUUUCUUUAAGCGCGCAGAAAGUGCGGAAGAGCGAUUGAAGUUUGCAAUUAACGUCACUAGCGACAAGCAUUCAGUGUCUAAAGACACGUCUAACAGUAUUUGAUAAAACUGAUGUUACAUUUAGAGAGUAUGUUAGAAUUAUUCGAAAGAUACUUUAAUUCUGUAAGCGAUGUUAUCCUGUUUAAUCUCCUAAAGCAGAGUUUUAAUCUAUUCGACUGAUUCGAACGUCAAGGUAUCCUUUGCAAAAAUUCAACUCUAUAUAAACCUUAUUUUCCACAUUAUAUUACUUCAAGUAUAUAUAUUAUUACUUUUGUUGCUCAUUAAUGCUCGUAAAAACUCCAAACUUUCGAUUUCUUUUCUGACGUAAAGGUAUUUCUCAUUCGGAAGAUUUUUUCAUUUCUCUCGCAACCUAGAAGCAAUAACGAUAAACAGUAAAUGAGGUGAGCGCUUUUAGAAAGAAAAAGAAAACAAGAAAACCGGCCUAAUUCAUUGCAGUAUUUCUUCCUUGUUUAGCCCGUAGGGUACUCUUAAUCGCGUACGCUAUUCGUCGAAGUGUUGCAAUUGUUGACGUUGUACAAUACUAAGAAGUGGCUGAUAGCUUAACGCGACGUUCGUUUCUAUUUUAGUACCACCAUUGUUGUGACGUAAAGUACUUCCAAUAGUAAAGUUAAGAAGCGAGCGAUAUUAUAAGCCAGUUGGAUCUGCGUUGAACAACAUGAAUUCAUAAGACAAAAACGGCACGGUUUGCGAUUAACUUUUUCGCGAUCGAUAUGUUGGCAGCGUUUUACGAUACGUAUCUGAAAACGACUCGAAACCCAACGGUGACUGUCUUGCGAGUUAUCGAAACGUUGGACGUUGUCGCCGGACGUUGUUCGCACGUGCCGGCCGCGAAUCGAUCGUAUUUCAUUAUCAAUCGACGAAUUAUUCAGUGACACGCGGAACAUACAUAAAAGAGGACGACUCUUUCACAUCCGUCUCACGAGAGCAAAAGACAACACUGCGACCGUACAUAUGUAUAACGUUGUAAACUUGUUCAACGCACGAUAAGCGUAAUAAUCACGUGUUUCCACGUGACUCUGUAUCUUAUAGAUGUAUUCAAUGUGAUGUACAAGCACAAACGUGUGGUGUGCUAGCAUAAAUUUUACGCGAUUAUAUUUGUUUCACGGGUGACACCCGCGUGUAUGAUCGCAGGCGUGAGUAACUCGAUUAAUAAUAAAUGGCUCUACAAAUUGGUGUUCGCAAAUAGAGGAAUUCGUACAAAGAAUUAAGUAUUAUACGAAUUAUAUUUCUAUAUGUAUGUACAAGGUGUGAUAAAAAAAAGACCGGAAUUCUGUCGUCGAGCGCGUAAAACUUCACGGAUGUAGUUUAAGAUUUUACAAAUAGAUAGCGCAUCCUUCUCCAGUACGCUGUAGAAAUUUUGUUAUGAUCGGUCCAGUAGUUCUGAAGUUAUUGUACUGGAAACAAAUGUGUGUUUGUACCGUUCUGCGAUUCUCACGCGUGAUCAAAAGGAGAACCGUUUAGCGAUCUGUGAAGAACUGCUCCAGCGUGUGAAUACGGAUGAAAAUUGCUUAAAAAAUAUUAUUAUUGGGGACGAAACAUGGAGCAGUUCUUCACAGAUCGCUAAACGGUUCUCCUUUUGAUCGCGCAUGAGAAUCGCAGAACGGUACAAACACACACUCGUUUCCAGUACAAUAACUUCAGAACUACUGGAGUGAUCAUAACGAAGUUUCUACAACGUACUGGAGAAGAAUGCGCUAUCUAUCUGUAAAAUCUUAAACUACAUCCGUGAAGUUUUACGCGCUCGACGAAAGAAUUCCGGUUUUUUUUUUAUCACACCUUGUAUAUAUAUGUACAUAUAUAUACAUAUAUAUAUAUAUAUAUAUA